CACAUAGAUAUGCGUGUGUGUAUAUAUAUAAUAUAUAUAUGUCUGCACACCCAUUCAGUGUGACAGUUGUGUGUGCAGCUACUGAAGGUGAAGCUUCGGUUAUUCUCAUUCCAGGUUUUGCAAGGGUUUUUCUUUGAUAUCUGGGAGAAACAAGAUGGCAGACGUGUUGACAAUAACUAUAAAUGGAAAGGAAUAUGAAGUUGGGGCGGAUGUGGGUGCCACAACCCGUCUGGCGAGUUACCUGAAGGAGUUGGGACUGUAUGGGACUCACACGACCUGCUACGAGGGCGGCUGUGGUGCCUGCCUGGCCGUCAUCUCUAGCACCGACCCUGCUACAGGCAACGUUACCACUAAGGCUGUUAAUAGUUGCCUGGUGCCAGUACUGUCGUGUCUGGGGUCAGAGGUGACCACCAUAGAGGGUCUGGGUAACAAACAUGAUGGUUACCACGUCAUUGAACAGCGUCUCAGAGAGUACAGUGGCACUCAGUGUGGUUACUGCUCUCCUGGCAUGGUCAUGGCUAUGUAUGGACUGACGCAGAGCCAGAGCUCCUGGACCAAGGAGGAGGUAGAGCAACACCUGGACGGUUCUAUAUGCCGAUGUACCGGCUACAGACCCAUCCUUGAUGCCUUCAAGGCUGUUACUACUCAGGAUAUUGAGGACAUCCACACAGUGAAGUGUCCCAGCACAGGUCGAGCCUGUCAGGGCUGCUGUACUUCCACCAAGAACAAGGAGAGACGUGAACGACCCCAGCAGCGCCAACCACAGACGCUACGCCUGCAGGCUUCCAACUGGCAACAACCCGCUACUCUGCAGGAGCUGUACGAUGCAGUCUCUGCACUCCCCCCUGAUGCUGAGUAUACCCUCGUGUCUGGCAACACUGGUCAAGCUGUGUACAGUCUGGGCUCCAUAAGUGACUACAUCUACACCCGCAACGUCCCUGAACUCUCCACUGUUAUAGUGACCCAAGACGAGGUGACCUUCGGUGCCAAUGUCUGCAUCAGCGAGGUCAUGACCAACAUGGAGGCGGCAGCCAGCACCUACAGUGGGUUCUCUUACCUGUCACAGAUAGCACAGACGUGGAGGUACCUCGCCUCCACCUCCAUCAGGAACAUGAGCAGCUGGGCCGGCAACUUGGCCCUGAAGGCAGCCAAUCCUGACUUUCCGUCUGAUAUUUUCAUUGGUCUCUUAGCUGCUGGAGCCACCAUCACCACAGCCGGGACGGACGGAGUCACUGCCAAUCACACAGUCGAGGAGCUGGUCAAGAUCGACCUCAAGGGCGAGCGUCAAGUCAUCCUCCGGUUGAGUCUAGCUCCUGUAGGAGAAGACGAGGUGAUCAGAGUAUUCAAGAUCACUCCACGCUUGACAAACUCGAUCGCCUAUGUGAAUGCAGGCUUCAGGCUGCGGGUGGACCAGGCCAACGCCCACACAGUCCUGGACACGCCCAUUAUCGCCUACGGCGGCAUCAGCUCCACCUUUGUUCGUGCCAGUGCCACGGAGGCAGUACUAGCAGGCAAGAGCCUGGAAGACGAGACUGUAUUGCAGGCUGCCUUUGAUGCCUUGGCUACUGAGGUGAUCCCCGAUGACAUGCCCACACUUGCCUCCCCGGAAUACAGGCUGGCACUCACCCAGAACCUGCUCUACAAGACAGUGUUGGGUAUCGUGGGUUCAAUAGCGGAUCCGACAGUAGCCAGCGGAGCCACGGACCUUCAGAGACCCGUCUCCAGUGGUCAGCACACCUACGAUUUGAAUACUGACAUCUACCCAUUGGGGGAGCCAGUGCCCAAGGUGGAGGCUGCUAUCCAGUGUAGUGGUGAGGCCCAGUACGUAGGCACAACACCCACACAGCCUGGGGAACUCUACGGCCUCUUCGUUACUUCUACACAAGCCAACGCUCGUAUCGUCAGCAUCGACUCUUCUGCCGCCUUGGAGGUUCCUGGAGUGCUGGCUUUCGUAGGUGCUGCAGACAUCCCUGGGGAGAACAACAUUAAAGUCUUCUCCGACUCCAAGCCUGAACUGUUGUUCCCUGAGGAGCGGACGAUGUUCUACGGUCAGCCUCUGGGAGUUAUCGUAGCCACCGGCCGCAGCGCAGCCUCCGCUGGACAGCGAGCAGUCAAGGUGACUUACGACGACAUCCAGUCACCUGUCCUUACCAUCGAGGAGGCACUGAAGGAGCCGCUGCCUCCUGACCAAGGCUUUCCCUUCGUGGAAGGGGAUGUGCAAGCUGGCUUUGCCGCGUCUGCCUACAUCAUCCAGGGAGCUGUCAGCCACGACAGCCAGUACCACUUCCACAUGGAGACGCAGGUAUGUCUGGCUACCCCCACUGACAUAGGUAUGGACAUCCUCUCCUCCACUCAGUGGGUGUCGGAAACUCAGAGAGCCGUGGGGCAAGUCCUCAAUAUUCCCGACAACACGGUUAAUGUGUCAGUGAAGCGUAUCGGGGGAGGCUUUGGAGGUAAGAUUGAUCGCUGCAACAUUGUUGCAGCAGCCGCCGCUCUCGCUGCAUUCAAGGUCAACCAACCUGUGAGGAUAUCCCUUGACCUCGGCACCAACAUGACCGCGAUUGGCUGGCGGGAGCCUUUCCUCUGCACUUACAAGGUGGGUGUGGACGAGGCUGGAGUACUCCAGGCCGUGGAGGCCACACUGACUAGCGACGCAGGUUCCUGGAGCACUCCGAACUCAUCCCAGGGAGCAAUAUUCUGCCUGCCAUCCUGCUACAACUGUCCUAACUGGCUCGUCACUCCUCAGUACGUCCUCACCAAUACUGCCCCUAACACAGCCUGUCGCAGUCCAGGCACGGUAGAAGGAAUUACUUUUAUGGAAAACAUCAUGGACCACGUUGCAGAUGUUCUUGGAGUCGACCCGCUGGAACUGCGCCAGAAGAACUUACUUCCUGACGGCGGCAUCAGGAAGCUCAACCAGCAUAUGAUCAGAAUACGAAACCGUAUAGCAGCCCAUGAGAUGGUGAAUAUCCCCGAGGACAUCAUAGUACCUAGGAACCUCAUCUCUGACAUGAUCGAUGAGAUGAAGGUCUCGGCUGAUGUGGACAAUCGAAGGGCGCUGAUCACCCAGUUCAACCAGGAGAAUCGUUGGAAGAAGCGUGGUUUGUCCGUGAUGCCCAUGUUGUGGCCGUACUGGUUGGGCCCAGUUACGCCCUUCAGUGCCAUGGUGUCUAUAAAUCCACGCGACGGCAGUGUCUCUAUCUCCCACGGAGGUACUGAGAUGGGUCAAGGCAUCAACACUAAGACAGCACAGUGUGCAGCAUACGAGCUGGGUGUGCCUCUGGAGUACGUCAGUGUGAUGCCCACCAACACCCACACCAAUCCAAACUCCAGUAUUACUGGAGGCUCUACUGGGUCUGACGUCGCCAGCUACGUGGUGGCCGAGGCUUGUAAGAUGAUCCGGGAGCGUCUUAACGCUGUUCAGGAGGCCAUCGGAGAAGAUGUGCCGUGGGAGGAACUGGUACUCACCGCCUUCAACCAGGGAGUCGACAUCUCCCAGAGAUACGUGAAUGGGGUUGACGAGGUCAAAGGCUACAGUGUGUUUGGUGUAGCCUGCAGCGAGGUAGAGCUGGACGUGCUGACUGGCCAAUACCUGAUCCUGCGGACGGACAUCCUUGAGGACGUAGGACGCAGCUUGAGUCCCCUGGUGGACCUCGGGCAGGUUGAGGGAGCCUUCGUGAUGGGUCAAGGGCUCUUUUUGACUGAGCAUCCACUCUACGACGUCUCCACUGGCCAGAGACUCACCGACACCACCUGGAACUACAAACCUCCCAUGGCACUCGACAUACCGGUGGACCUCAGGGUCACGUUCCUCCACAAUGCUCCGAAUCCACUUGGCGUCCUCUCCUCCAAGGUGACUUCUGAACCUCCCUUGAGUCUGGCAUACUCCCUGGUGAUGGCCUUCCGCCAGGCGUUGAACAGUGCCAGGCAGGACGCAGGUACCACUGGCUGGUUCCAGAUAGAUGCCCCAUUGACUGUUGAGAAACUGGAGGGACUGUGCCUGGUGGACCCCAGUCGACUCACCCUUCAGUAACAAGACUGACGAAUCCCAGAGACCAGAGUGCAACACUGUGUUACAACCUUCAACACUUUACAUAUCUCACUCAUAAGUCUUAAACACGUAAUACAUCGAGGCCUGUGAAGAUGAUCUGGUCGCUGGAUUUAAUUCCUGAAUUAUCCACAAGGGUUUAGCGCCUCUCUAAAAUAAUAAUAAUAAUAAUCCUUGAUUGCAAAUAUUUAAAUUAAUAGUUUACUUAUGAUUUUGAUUUGAUUAUGAUAAUUAAAAAAUAUUUAAGGUUGCCAACAGAAAUAUAAUCAGAAUGUAAUCACUAGUAAAUAAUUAAUAUAAUACUAAUAAGAGUAAUAUGAUUAUAUAUAUAUAUAUAUA
Messenger RNA from Cherax quadricarinatus, 4387 nucleotides. The record is from RefSeq and is a predicted model, not a curated record. Lineage: Eukaryota; Metazoa; Arthropoda; Malacostraca; Decapoda; Parastacidae.